UUGCACGCCUCCUCCAGCUCUUCAAUCACUUACGUCACGUGGUGCGUCCCGGGUGGUGGGUGUGGCUUCAGCCAUAGGGUUUCAUUCAUAAAUAGUUGUUGCUUUUAAAUCAGACUUUAAGUGUUCCGCGAAGGUUUUGGCGCUAUUGGCUUCUGCCUAAGUUCCCUCACAUGGACCACCUCAAUUUUAAUUAGCUGAGCUUCUGGUCAGAGUAUAGGCAAGCCUAUGCUGAGAGGACAAAAUAGCCCUGAGGAGGCUGGCCAGCCAGGUGGGUGGGCAGAGGCAGGCUGAGAAUGCAGCUAGGGAGCUGAGGAAGAUCUGAGCAGGGAUACACCAACAACUGCUGCACACAGCCCUCCAUCAGGGGGGACGCUCACGCUCGCCUGGACCAUGAGCAAUGAGUCUACCGUCUGGAUCAACCUCACCGACAACUCCACCGGGGUCCCAUUUGAGCCUGGUAAACAACAGGAUGGUUACGUCCUACUGCUGGUGCUCCUGUCCAUCUUCCUGGGGGGAACACUGGUCCUGCUGUCUGUCCUGCUGAUCAUCUGCAGACAUUGCUGUGAUGGAGACUGCCGCCAUGCCAGGGCCAGCGAUGACCCUGAGAAAACCAACACCAGCUACAUGGAGGAGUCUCAGCCAGUACAUGGACAGAUCACCAUCCGUGUAGACGAGUCAGACUGCCUAUCGGCCGCCAGCUCCCACGUGGACAUGGAGACAGAGCGCUUCCUGUCCACAGGCACCCACGGUGGCCGCCGCGUCUCUUUCAAUGAGGUGGCACUCUUCGACCACGGCAAGAAGGCCCAGGAGAAAGGCCGUAGAUUUACGUUGACUGAGGGUGACUUCCACCACCUGAAGAAUGCGCGGCUCACACACCUCCACAUCUCGCCGAUGGCUCUCAAGAUCGUCACCAUCCACGAGUGUGAGUCAUCUGAGAACAGCAUCGCCAUGACGACCUGCCCUGCCGCCAAGUCCAGCCUCUCCAUCUUCCAGCCGCCUUUGUGUGCCCGACAGCCACUGUGUCCCCUGCCCCAGACAGCAUUGACCAGUCUGAGUGUCAGCCCCAGCUCAGCCCUCCCUGGGGACACCCUUAACUCGGUGGUGGACACCAGCUUCAUUGAGAGUCCCUUGGCACCGGGUCCCAAGGAGCCCAGCACCAGCAGCAUUGAGGUGAUGGUGUCUGGCUCCAGGAAUGGGGGAAGUCCGUCUUUGAGUGAAGGGGCGUCGGUGACGUCUGUGACAGGUGCAUCUCCUGGCGCAGGGGUGGGGCAGGGCCCGGUGCUGCAGUUCUUCACCAAGCUGAGGCGCCACGCCAGCCUGGAGGGAGCCAGCCCAUACUUCAAGAAGUGGAAGCUAGACAGCAGCCAGCGGGCCUCCAGUCUGGACACCAGAGGGUCCCCUAAGAGGAGACAGUUCCAGCGGCAGCGCGCUGCCAGCGAGAGCAUGGACCAGGAGGAUAGCGAUGCCCACCACAUUGACCUCAUCCAGUACAUUGCCAGGACCCAGGACGCCACCUUUCACCCCUGCCGCCCCUCCGCCUCGGCCUGCCUCCUGCCACACUCCUCCCCCUCCACGCCACCACCCUCCCUCGGCAGGUUAGAGGUGGAGGUGGUGGUGGAACCCAGCUGCAGCAGGGGCCAGGGGCUGGAGGUGAUCGGCUUGUCCCCGGAGCCCCAGGACGAGGCAGCGAGCCUGGGGUACUGUAGACCGGAAAACUCGGCAUCAGACCACCAGGCCCUGUACAGAGACAUCUGGACACUCCGGGCCUCCCUGGAGCAGUAUGGCUCCUCAGACCACAUCAACGACAGGGACUCUGUCCGCAGCGAUGCUGACAGUGUCUGCUCUCUGAGGGGGCCGACCAAGAGGGGGGGGCUAACCAGUUACCUCUCCCAGGACAUCGGGGAUGGGCCCGAGGGGGAUGUGGAGCUGCCCAUGGAUGUAGGGAUGGGAGAGAAGGAGAAAGGGGGGAAGCAGGACAGUGUGGAGUCAGAGAGGGGCAGUGACGGGGAGUCAGGGAACCGUAAGUUAAUGCAGAUGGACAGUGGCUAUACGUCUAUAGAGGCUCCAUCACGGGCGCCAGAGGAGCUGAGACUGUUUGGCAGUAGUGGCAGCAGUGGCAGUACAGACAGGUCUGCCCUGGAGAAGAGACACUACUUCACCAGUGCAGGGGGCACUGGCACGGUGGUCGAGAGCUUCGAGGCCCGCAUCUUCGAGGAAGAGCCAGACGAGGAGACGCCGGCGGGUGCAAUGGGCGGCAUGACCAUAGAAACGGCCAGGUCUCCCCUGGGCUGGUCUCCGUACGGUCAGAUGUUCACCCCACGAGAGGCGCAGCCGCAGCCGCACCCCCAACCCCACCCCCACCCCCCCUUAUCAAUUCACCACCGUGACUACAGCAUCGACGAGAAGACGGACGCGCUCUUCCACGAGUUUCUCCGCCACGACCCCCAGUUUGACCAGCAGGAGACGCCCAAGAAACAUCGCUCGCGCAUCCACCUCCGCAAGCAGUGGCAGCGCCACAAGCAGUACAGUGACCCAGGCGUUCGCUACCAGUACCACUCCUUUGAGAGGCAGCGGAACCCCCUCCGACGAGGCGAUAGCGUCAACUACCCGCUGGACACAGGCUACCACAGCACGCUUCCACGCAUCAUCAGUGCGCCUGACGAGGAGGCCAGCGAGGGGACCCCCAGCACCCCCAGACGCCCAAGGCUGAGGCGGUGGUGGCGGGAGGGGCAGAAGGUGCCGAGGUACAGGAAGGAGACAGGAGAGAGAGUCCCGGCAGUAGCACCGUGACCAUCACAGACGACAAAGGGAUGGCGUCCUGUUCCCCUCCCCCGGAGAGAGAGGGUCUGCUAUGGGAGCAGCCCGACCCCCAGGACGACACUAGGCAGGCAGAACACCCCCCUGAGCCACCUGAUGAGCCCCCCCAGCCCCCUGACAAGGGCUACGGCCCACAGACCAUCACAGCCGAGCUGACGGACAAGCUGAGCGCCACCCUGGACGAGCGGCUGUACACGGGCCUGCGACGGACAAAGAACCCGGAGGCGGUAACUGAGUGUGUGGUGACAGUCACUCACGCCUCCCCCGACCACAGCCCAGUGUAGCAUGUCUCCAGUCCUCCUCCACUCCUCCCUGAUCUUUGUGUUUGAUUUGAUUUCAGUCUGCGCCAGGUAAUUGCGAUGUCUCUGUAUCUGUCUGAAUUAGCAUGUUCCAGACCCGUUACAUGAAAACAGGCUACACUAUACAGUGUCAUGUAGGCUAGCUGAAGAAUCCACCCCUAGAUAGUGUCUACAGUACCGUGGUGUCUCUGACUGCUAUGAUUCCUUUCUCCUCUGAGAGAAGUGACGAUGUUAAAGGGAAACACCACUAAAACUAUCAUUUGGUAUUUUUUUCCAUUAGUCCACUGUUGAUACAGUACCAAAAUGUUUUGCAUGUCAGCAGUCUGGUUUCCAAGAUAUUGGACUUUCAAAAAGCAAAGUGUCACCGGCCACAUCAUCAUGAUGACGCUUUGCUUCUUGAAAGGCCAAUAACAUUUUGGGACUGUAUCAACAGCUGAUCAAUGAAAAGAAAGUAGAAUCAUUGUGGAUUUUCCCUUUAAGAGCCCGUAUGCCCUCUGAACUAGUCUAUCCACUGUGAAACCAGGUGCUAUUAAUCAUCUAAAGAUCUGGAUACAAAGUUUAUCUGGGCCCUAUAGGCCAGUCCUGGCUGAAUAUCAAAAUAAGUUUAUCUAUGUUUACAUCACUUUUUCAUCACUUCAUUUCUUACAUAUGGCUCUGGAUAUCUGUUGUCUUUGGCCAUUGACAUAUCAAAUUCUUUCUAUGUGGCAUUUUGACUCUUGAAGUCGUCAUAAUUGUUUUACAAAUAAUUAGGUAUCCCUGAUAUUUUUUCGAAGCCAAAUUUGACAUUGUCCACAUGUUUCUCGGGACAUAUGAAUAUAGUAAUCUACUACUUCAGUACCGUAUUGGUCAUUAAUUGAAGCAAUCCUGUAAAUUGUAAUGUAUGAUCGAAUGCUUUCGGACAGAUUUCUGUUGAAUCUUGAUGUAAUUGAAUCAGAAUCUAUGGUACUAGGAACAGAAAACAGUCGACCAUGGAUUUGAUGAUGAAGAUGAAUUGUUUCUCAUACGCUGUCAUUAAAUGGAUAUGACGAGGGCCGAGGUUCUCCUAAUUUGGACACUAACUAUAUUACAGCAUUUAUAUAAUUACAGCCUCAUCAUGUCCACUCUGGAUCAGAGCAUUAUCCUUCGUCAAAUGUCCUUGUCGCUGAAUGUCUGGACUCAUGUUUCUAUUCAAAGAUGUUCUUAAAGGGGAAAAUUGCUUUCCAGAAACGUUCUGGUUGUUAGGACAUGUUGUUCAAUGCCGUUGUAUUUAUUGUUGACAGAUUUGAUUUAAAUGUGUCUAUGCUCGUUUUAUAUUUCCUCUGCUUGUGACAAUAAGUGGCUUACAGGAGGCCAGGGGGAGAGUUAAAUUCCAGGUUUUUGCCUAAUUUCUGUGCCAGAAAAACCUUGUCUGCAAAUAGAGGGAUCGCAAUAGUGUUACUGACAACUCUGUUAGGAGCACAUAUCAAAGGCAGGCUCCUUUGGCCUCCCCCAACAGUGUUGGUUAGUGCAGGUCUAUAGCUGUAACAGUUUCAAUUAAGGCUUUGAAUGGGGCCAAUGUUGUUCUCGCAGACAUUUGCGUUCAUUGAAUUUCUUCAUACUUUCUCGUGCAUGGGUUCACCGAACAGGCUUUUUUUGUUUGCUUAUAUUCUUUUGUUUCCCCCUCCUUCUCCUGUGAAAGUAGACAACGCAGCAGCGAUCCCCCUGGGCUAUAAGGACUGCACUUCCAAACCAGAACAAAUUCCACAUUUUCUCCUCUGACUUCCUCUGUGUAGACUUUGCCACCCAAUGCUGCCAUUCAAGUAUAACCACAUUAUCAGAUUAUGUUUUAUGGGCCAAAAGAAGGCAAGGAAUGGCAUGCCCAUUCCAGAAGUACCUUGGAAACUAUUUUGCACUUAGCUGUGUAAUGGCUGGGAGUGUGCUGCAUCUCCCACAUGCUACAGUCAGCAGUUCCGGCUCCCAGCUCUCUGACCCAAACUGUAAAAAUAAUCCUGUUGUUUUUCCGGUAACUUACUGGCAGCCAGUUACCUGUAAGUUACUGUAAUAAAAGGUACUGUAUGUUACCGUAAAUUCAAAAUAAACUUUGGUUUAACAGUACAUUACUGUAAACUUUAUCCCCAGUUUCCGCAGAAGCUAGUUAUUGCUUUACGUUUAGAGGAAAGUGCUGCAGGAAAAGGUGCUGAAUAUGGUCUCUGGCUGAGGGUGUAACACAAUUAAGAUUAAGAUCACUUUAUUGGUCAAUUGGUGACAAGAUCCAACCAAAAUUUGACUUCUGCUUUAUCCCAACCCCCCCGAAAGAUAAGCAUACAGAUAACUGCAAAAAUGAUGGAUUCAAUGUAUAUUGAAAGCAGGUGCUUCCACACAGGUGUGGUUUCUGAGUUAAACGAUUAACAUCCAAGCAUGCGUAGGGUCAUUUAUCAGACUUGCCUAGUUAAAUAAAGGUUAAAUAACAAUUUAAAAUAAAUACAUGUAUAAAAGUGCUGGGGAGGCCAUUAUUUUGGCUACCAUGGAAACGCUCCCAUAGAAUGACAAUGCCCCCAUCCACAGGGCACGAGUGGUGACUGAAUGGUUUGAUGAGCAGGAAAACGAUGUGAACCAUUUGCCAUGGCCAUCUCAGUCACUAGAUCUCAACCCAAUUGAACUCUUACAGUAUGGGAGAUUCUGGAGCGGUGCGGGAGACAGUGUUUUCCACCACCAUCAACAAAACACCAAAUUAUGGACUUUCUCAUGGAAGAAUGAUGUGGCAUCCCUCCAAGAGUUCCAGACCCUUGUAGAAUCUAUGACAAGGUGCAUUGAAGCUGUUCUGCCUCAUGGUGGCCCAACACCUUAUUAAGACACUUUAUGUUGGUGUUUCCUAUAUUUUGGCAGUUACCUGUACACACACACAUGCAUACAUACAUAUACAGUGCCUUGCGAAAGUAUUCGGCCCCCUUGAACUUUGCGACCUUUUGCCACAUUUCAGGCUUCAAACAUAAAGAUAUAAAACUGUAUUUUUUUGUGAAGAAUCAACAACAAGUGGGACACAAUCAUGAAGUGGAACGACAUUUAUUGGAUAUUUCAAACUUUUUUAACAAAUCAAAAACUGAAAAAUUGGGCAUGCAAAAUUAUUCAGCCCCUUAAAUUAAUACUUUGUAGCGCCACCUUUUGCUGUGAUUACAGCUGUAAGUCGCUUGGGGUAUGUCUCUAUCAGUUUUGCUCAUCGAGAGACUGAAAUUUUUUCCCAUUCCUCCUUGCAAAACAGCUCGAGCUCAGUGAGGUUGGAUGGAGAGCAUUUGUGAACAGCAGUUUUCAGUUCUUUCCACAGAUUCUCGAUUGGAUUCAGGUCUGGACUUUGACUUGGCCAUUCUAACACCUGGAUAUGUUUAUUUUUGAACCAUUCCAUUGUAGAUUUUGCUUUAUGUUUUGGAUCAUUGUCUUGUUGGAAGACAAAUCUCCGUCCCAGUCUCAGGUCUUUUGCAGACUCCAUCAGGUUUUCUUCCAGAAUGGUCCUGUAUUUGGCUCCAUCCAUCUUCCCAUCAAUUUUAACCAUCUUCCCUGUCCCUGCUUAAGAAAAGCAGGCCCAAACCAUGAUGCUGCCACCACCAUGUUUGACAGUGGGGAUGGUGUGUUCAGGGUGAUGAGAUGUGUUGCUUUUACGCCAAACAUAACGUUUUGCAUUGUUGCCAAAAAGUUACAUUUUGGUUUCAUCUGACCAGAGCACCUUCUUCCACAUGUUUGGUGUGUCUCCCAGGUGGCUUGUGGCAAACUUUAAACAACACUUUUUAUGGAUAUCUUUAAGAAAUGGCUUUCUUCUUGCCACUCUUCCAUAAAGGCCAGAUUUGUGCAAUAUACGACGGAUUGUUGUCCUAUGGACAGAGUCUCCCACCUCAGCUGUAGAUCUCUGCAGUUCAUCCAGAGUGGUUAUGGGCCUCUUGGCUGCAUCUCUGAUCAGUCUUCUCCUUGUAUGAGCUGAAAGUUUAGAGGGACGGCCAGGUCUUGGUAGAUUUGCAGUGGUCUGAUACUCAUUCCAUUUCAAUAUUAUCGCUUGCACAGUGCUCCUUGGGAUGUUUAACGCUUGGGAAAUCUUUUUGUAUCCAAAUCCGGCUUUAAACUUCUUCACAACAGUAUCUCGGACCUGCCUGGUGUGUUCCUUGUUCUUCAUGAUGCUCUCUGCGCUUUUAACGGACCUCUGAGACUAUCACAGUGCAGGUGCAUUUAUACAGAGACUUGAUUACACACAGGUGGAUCAUCAUUAGUCAUUUAGGUCAACAUUGGAUCAUUCAGAGAUCCUCACUGAACUUCUGGAGAGAGUUUGCUGCACUGAAAGUAAAGGGGCUGAAUAAUUUUGCACGCCCAAUUUUUCCGUUUUUGAUUUGUUAAAAAAGUUUGAAAUAUCCAAUAAAUGUCGUUCCACUUCAUGAUUGUGUCCCACCUGUUGUUGAUUCUUCACAAAAAAAUACAGUUUUAUAUCUUUGUUUGAAGCCUGAAAUGUGGCGAAAGGUCGCAAAGUUCAAGGGGGCCGAAUACUUUCGCAAGGCACUGUAUAUAGAUAUACAGUAUAUAUAUAUACACACACACAGGUUGGAGCAGGGGGCUGCCACACUGGGCACCUGUGGAGCAGUUGUUGGGGGAGUUAAGUCCCUUGCUCAAGGGCACAACAACAGGCAAUGGCAUCUAAUAUUUGAUAUUAGCAACCCUCCGGUUGCCAGCUCCAGUCCUGACAGAUUUUUCCCAGCAGACCUGGGACUCAAACUGGCAACCCUCCGGAUGCUGGCUCGCCUCUCUAACUGCUAGGCUACCUGCCAUUGCAAUAAAGAUAGACGUUUCUGUAAUUGGGAAAGAGGGAGAUAUUUCUAGCUGUCAUUUCCCUAUGUUUGGGUGUGAUUGUGCUACUUCACAGCACUGGGGAAUCAGAUCUGUUUCCUCUAACAUGGAGAUCAGACAGCUCCUUGUUAUAGCAGAGUGGACUCACAGGCAGAAGGCACCUUCCCUCAUUAGACAAAGAAUGGUCAAGAUGAAAGGUGGUGAGAGGGCUUGAAUUUGUCUUCUAGUGUGGAGAGGCUAGUGAUAUCCUUCCUUUCUGUCCCCUUCACUUAGCCCACACAUCAGUGCACAUUACGUCACCAUGGGAAACCCAGGGGCUUCACAUGUUUCAGCACCAUUUUGUGUUAUUACCAGGUGCCUUUAUGGAGGUGUUGGAACAUCAUCAAGGAAGGAAAAAGACCGAUAUUUCAGCCAGUCAUCUUAGGAACAAACAAGAUCAGAUGCCUUUGAGGUUACUGGUUACUUAACAUUUUCUGAUUAUUGUCAGAAAUUAGAGGAAUAGUGCAUCAUUUCUGCCAUUUAGUUGAAUUGAUGGAAGAAAGGGGGUGAUAACACCAACUUAAUGAAAAAGACUAGAGGGGUGAACAAAUUAGUACAUUUGUACAAAAAGUUACUUUGUUGUGAGAUACAAGCACAAUGUUGGAGGAGCUAAUGUAGUCUAUGUCUUUUAUUAGGUGUAGACGUAACUGGGAACACUGGUCAAAUACUUUUUGUAUAUGAACAAGUAGCCUGUCCACUGCAUUGAUGCAUUACGGUGCAUAGGUUUGCAUGACAAUUAACCAUUUUAAUACGUAUCUCCAUGUUUCUCAGAACUACUGUACCAAAUGAUUCCAUGGUUGUUGGUCGACACUUUUGAGGCAGAACAUAGACAUUUAAAUCAGCACUGGUACUUCUAGAGGUUUUGUAUUCUAUGACAUUUACUUUUGUUUAGGAGUCAUGCAAUGCUAACUGAUAUGCUAUGAUUGUGAGAUUUAUUUCCAUGAAAGAAAAAUAUAUAUAUUUCUGUAUUCCUGCUUGUUAGUUAUUACUGCUCAAUUUCUCGAAGAACUAGUUCAAAAAAGUAGAGCUUUAUAAACAACUUAGCCUUUGUUGACCCCUACCUAUUUGAGCCUUGAGGGACCAAACAAUUGAAAAUGUUAUUUUGGGGUUUUCCAAUCAGUAAAUAAAUGAAUGAAG
Oncorhynchus keta (chum salmon) is the source of this 9071-nucleotide messenger RNA. Its product is annotated as voltage-dependent calcium channel beta subunit-associated regulatory protein-like. Gene Ontology annotation, molecular function: transmembrane transporter binding. Gene Ontology annotation, cellular component: plasma membrane; secretory granule. NCBI's taxonomy places the organism in Eukaryota, Metazoa, Chordata, Actinopteri, Salmoniformes, Salmonidae. The record is from RefSeq and is a predicted model, not a curated record. Gene Ontology annotation, biological process: negative regulation of voltage-gated calcium channel activity; negative regulation of calcium ion-dependent exocytosis. The transcript has 11 exons. Bases 391 to 2790 code for a protein of 799 amino acids.